AUGUCCAUCAUUCUACUCCUCUUCUUCUACUUUGGUACUUCUGUCUCCGCCCAAACUCCAGAUUCCCAAUGUUUCUGGAAAACUUCCAAUCGAAUCAUCUCCAAAGCCUCACCAGGCUGGAGUACGGCGAGGACUGCUACUAGGACGGCGACUGGGACUGGGACUGCGAGGACUACCGGGGACAAUGGAAGGGGAAACAGUACUGGAGGAGGAGGAGGUGGUGGUGGUGGUGGUGGUGGUGGUGGUGGAUUGAGCACAGGAGCACAAGCAGGUAUUGGUGUAGCAUGUGGGUUGGUCGGGGUGGCGAUUAUUGGAGGAUUGGCAUUCUUUCUUGUGAGGAGGAAAAGCAGUCACAGUGCUGAGGAGGAAAACGUGGCGACAGAAGGAGCACAUUUCUUGGCCAGUUGGACAUCCAUGACUUCCAUCGCUGCAUUCGAUUGCCGUUUCCACGGUCCUUUUGAAGCAGUAGCCGGUGUACUGCGCCUGGCCAGAGACUGUGUAACAGGACUGAUUCCAGUCCUCGACGUCCGAGAUCUGGAUAGCGGAGCUGAAGCACUGCGAAUGGCGAGUGAUUCAGAGAGUGGCUGCGGGCGCGAUAGUGCGCUCUCGCCGGCAAAAGGACUUCCAUCCGAGCUAUUCGAAACAAUGUAG
Messenger RNA from Pseudocercospora fijiensis CIRAD86, 651 nucleotides. RefSeq lists its product as uncharacterized. The transcript is spliced from 3 exons. NCBI's taxonomy places the organism in Eukaryota, Fungi, Ascomycota, Dothideomycetes, Mycosphaerellales, Mycosphaerellaceae. Bases 1 to 651 code for a protein of 216 amino acids. The record is from RefSeq and is a predicted model, not a curated record.